This is a messenger RNA of Scleropages formosus (Asian bonytongue), 967 nucleotides long. Its product is annotated as succinate receptor 1-like. NCBI's taxonomy places the organism in Eukaryota, Metazoa, Chordata, Actinopteri, Osteoglossiformes, Osteoglossidae. Gene Ontology annotation, biological process: G protein-coupled receptor signaling pathway. The transcript has 2 exons. Gene Ontology annotation, molecular function: G protein-coupled receptor activity. The coding region runs from base 17 to 967 and encodes 316 amino acids. The record is from RefSeq and is a predicted model, not a curated record. Gene Ontology annotation, cellular component: plasma membrane.
CUCAGCAGCAGUAAUUAUGGCCUCCAACUGUUCAGAGGUACCUGUCCUGCUAGAGAAAUACUACCUAUCCACCAUGUAUGGCUUGGAGUUCGCUCUUGGGGUUGUGGGGAACCUCGCGGUCGUCCUCAGUUACAUGCUCUGGCUUCGUCAGUGGAAGAGCAUUCAUGUGUACCUAUUUAACUUGGCAGUUUCAGACCUGGUUUUUCUGUGCACGUUGCCCCACAUCAUCUACUCCUACACCUGGAAUCAAAGGGAAACUUCUCCCUAUUUCUGCCUAAGUAACAGGUACAUUCUUCACAUGAACCUGUACUCUAGCUUGCUCUUCAUGGUUCUGGUGAGUAUGGAUCGCUACGUUCUGCUCCAGAAUCCACUAAGAAACCAUUUCCUGCUGAGGUGUAACACUGCUAUUGGAUUGUCGACCCUCUCCUGGCUUCUGGUCACCAUGCAAGUGGCCCCGCUGGCAUUCUUCAUUGUCCAGGACCUGCAGACGCAAAACUGGACUCAUUGCAGUGACUUUGGAAGUAUGUCAGGCCUACAAACAUCGUACUACUUGAGCUACAGUCUGAUUCUCACAGCGACUGGGUACAUUAUGCCCUUGCUGAGCCUCGGCUUUCUCUCCCAUCGGAUCGCACGCUUCCUGAAAACUCAGGAAGGAAUCUUUGUCCAGCGCUCUGUGUCCUUUCACCGACCCCUGUGUGUGGUUCUUAUGUCUGUCCUCAUGUACUUGCUGCUGUACUCCCCUUACCAUGUGAUGCGCAACGUAUAUAUUGGGUCACGGCUGUUUAAAGACAGUGUGUCUCCGUGCACGCAUGACAUCAUAAAGAGCCUGUACAUCCUCAGUCGCCCCGUGGCUUUUUCUCACAGCGUCGUGAACCCUGCCUUGUACUUCUUCAUGGGAGACCAGUUCAGGGAGCUGCUGAUCAGUCACAUCUGGCUGCCAUAUCGAACACAAGGGACUUCCAGCUAG